AUGGCAUCGUCUUUUACUCGACUCCCAUCCGAUUCUCGCAUCACUCUCGCAUCCGUGCUCCGCUUCGUACGAUUGGCCACUUUUGCCCGGCCAUACCUUUCAAUUCACCAACACGCGAACAAUUUGGCCCCCGUUCUACUGCCACAUAUCAUCCUCGAGACCCUUUCAAGUGCGAUGGAGUGGAGUGAAGGCUUGGUAGCAGCUGUAUGGGACGCUCUGCGCGAUGAGAUUUGGGUGGGAGAAUCCGCGCCAGCAAGUUCGGCUGAGAUCUAUGAAUAUAACCGAUUCGCGCUGGAAAAGGGCACUUGUGAUCAUACCAAGGGAGUCAAACGCGCUCUCGUUGAGCCACGAUCCUACAAAGCAAGCUUAUUUACCGUACGCGAUGGGCCACUUCCUAUCUACGUCACUACUUUGUAUUGUCGAAAAUGUCAAACACACUACCACACCGAUUAUCACAUCCACAAGUCUCAGCGCACAUACUAUGGUGGGAUCCCCGACAUAAUACAAGUAGCGCAACAUUUCUUCAUCGAGAAUGCCCUUCUUGAGCUAUUCGUCGCAGGACAGGUGUUUGGCUGGAUUUCGGCAACCAAUUGGGCUCGGAUAUACAACCACGCACUGGCUCCUCCUCAACCUCACAUCAGGAAUAAUGAAGCCGCGUUCGCGAUGUUUCCUGUACCCUAUCGUAAUGGCUACCAUUAUCCAAAUUGGCAGUUCUCCUUGUCCAUCCGACCCGAGGAUGUUCUAAAUGGGUUUUUCUUAUACUCGUUGCUUAUUGACAAGGCCGAACAUGGGUGGAUCCUAUCGUUGCCACAUAACGAGAGUAGUCAAGUGGAUCGACUUCAAUCGGCCCUCUCGGAGCGGAAUGGGACCAUGGAGGGUGUCGGACAGGACGCGUAUCCUCACGUGUGCAACCUCUGUUGCCAUAUUUCUGAAGAUGAGAACGGCGAACUGCGCAAGAUACAGGCAGCCGUAUGCGACGGAAACAAUAUGGGCCACCCUUGUUGUGGUGUUCAUGAUUGCAAGACACCUUUAGUGAGCCGAAACGAUCGCUUUUGCCCGAAUCAUCGCAAACGCAACCUCAAAUGUGCGAUCGAUGACUGUGAUGCCCCAAUUUGCGGACGUUUUCGAACUUGCGAAGAUCCCACUCACCGUCAAUUAGAGUCUCGCUACUUUGCGAAGGGGGUUUCGGUGCCUCAACUACACUCACGGCUCCUGCGUGCCACUGGAGUCGUAGUACCUAACGACUCGACUGCACUGCAUGGCGAUGCGACAGAGCCCGAUGAACAUGGAGUGAUUGAGAGCUGCGAGGAAAAGCCAAUUGCACCUGGAUAUACCAAACGCAAGCUACGGGCGUGCUUUGGUACUAAUUACACACACACCGAGUUGCUGUUCAUGCGGCCAUGUGGAGUAAUUCUUUCGCGCGCGACGCUCUACGGUUCUGAGGCAAUCUCUGCGGUCAACCUUGCUGCUCGAGCAACCUUUCCCACCCCCAAUUCAACUCCGGAAUACCUAUUCUACGAUUCCAACUGCAAACUCGUGGCCCAUCAGAAAGCCAAUAACGAUACUCAUUUCGCGCGAACUGCGCAGCCUGUUGAUGUCUUCCAUUUCCGAACAAAGCACAAGGAAACCGAUACGUUCUGUCAACAGCACUGUAAUCCUGCCGCCUUUCCCGAGCUCUUGGAUGCAAAUGGAAAUUGGCGGUUCAAUACUUCGAUCUGUGAGCAAACAAAUGUCUGGCUCGGUGGCUACACGGCGAUCCUCAGAAACAUGGAAGUCACUCGGUAUAAUUUCUAUUUGGAUGAAAUGAUUAAGCGUCGUAAUAGGUAUGUAAUCCAGGAACUCGAGCGCAAAGGACAUAUGCCAUGGAACGUACCUUUUGAUGACUUGUUUUCUACCGUACAUGUUGAUUCGCCUCCUCUGAAUUAA
This is a messenger RNA of Pleurotus ostreatus (oyster mushroom), 1926 nucleotides long. RefSeq lists its product as uncharacterized. The transcript has 6 exons. The record is from RefSeq and is a predicted model, not a curated record. NCBI's taxonomy places the organism in Eukaryota, Fungi, Basidiomycota, Agaricomycetes, Agaricales, Pleurotaceae. Bases 1 to 1926 code for a protein of 641 amino acids.